CCGUUCACCGGCACAGAAAAUCUCGUCCGCGUUUGAUUUUUUUUAAUAUAAAGAAAAAGAGAAACACAAAAAAAAAAAAAAAAAAAAAAGCGAGAGAAAGAAAUCAAAGGUUUCUUAGGGUUUCAAUCGAAGCGGGAGAGAAAAAAACCCAGAGAAAUCUCCGAAAGAGAAGCCAUGGAUGAAGCUUUGACGAACGCUUCUGCAAUCGGUGACCAACGCCAGAAAAUCGAACAGUACAAACUCAUCCUCUCCUCUGUUCUUUCUUCCAACGAUCUUCUCCAAGCGCAGAGAUUCAUCGAUCACAUUCUUUCCGAUGAUGUCCCGUUGGUGGUUUCGAGGCAGCUUUUGCAAUCGUUCUCACAAGAGCUUGGGAGAUUAGAACCGGAGACGCAGAAGGAGGUUGCUCAGUUUACUUUAACCCAGAUUCAGCCUAGAGGUGUUUCCUUUGAGGAACAGGCACUUAUUAUCAGAGAAAAACUUGCCGGUUUGUAUGAAUCGGAGCAGGAAUGGUCUAAAGCGGCGGAGAUGUUGAGUGGCAUUGAUUUGGAUUCUCCAAUGAGGGCCGUUGACGACAAUUUCAAGCUUUCAAAGUGUAUCCAAAUUGCUCGUUUGUAUCUCGAGGAUGAUGAUGCUGUAAAAGCAGAGGCUUUCAUAAAUAAAGCUUCUUUCUUAGUGAGCAGUAGUCAGAAUGAAGUUUUGAAUUUGCAGUACAAGGUCUGUUAUGCUAGAAUUUUGGAUAUGAAACGAAAGUUUUUAGAAGCUGCACUUCGGUAUUACGGCAUAUCUCAGAUUGAGAAACGCCAAAUAGGGGAUGAAGAGAUUGAUGAGAAUGCUUUAGAGCAAGCCCUAUCCGCUGCUGUCACAUGUACCAUAUUAGCUGGAGCCGGUCCUCAGCGAUCUCGUGUCCUUGCAACUUUAUACAAAGAUGAGCGUUGCUCCAAGCUGAAGAUUUAUCCUAUCCUGCAGAAGGUGUAUCUGGAAAGAAUUUUAAGGAGACCAGAGAUUGAUGCUUUUUCAGAAGAACUAAGGCCACAUCAGAAAGCAUCUUUGCCUGACAAAUCCACUGUUCUUGACCGUGCUAUGAUUGAGCAUAACCUUCUAAGUGCAAGCAAACUCUACACAAACAUAAGGUUUGAUGAGUUGGGAACUCUGCUGGGGAUUGAUCCAAGAAAGGCGGAGAAGAUAGCAGCUAAUAUGAUUGGGCAAGACAGAAUGAGGGGUUCCAUAGAUCAGGAGGAGGCUGUGAUACAUUUUGAGGAUGACAUUGAGGAACUACAACAAUGGGAUCAACAGAUAUCGGGAUUAUGCCAAGCUCUCAAUGACAUUCUGGAUGGGAUGGCCAAGAAAGGCUUGCCUGUUCCUGUCUGAUUGAUUCCAAGCUGUGAGACCGACUCAUGAUGAUUAAUUUGUAUUAGCCGAGCAACGGAUCGAGUCUCAUGCCUAAGUUUUUGCCAAAUUGCUGUGUUUUGGGGAUAGUUAUUUUCACCUCAUUUACUUUCCUGCAAAUUCAUGUCUAUUUCUUUAGGUUAAUUGAUACAGAGGAAAAGAUUAGGCAUUGAAUGAGGAUUUUAUGAAAGUUAAAGAGUUUCAGGGUACAUUUUUACCUCAGAA
This is a messenger RNA of Arabidopsis lyrata subsp. lyrata, 1611 nucleotides long. Its product is annotated as COP9 signalosome complex subunit 4. NCBI's taxonomy places the organism in Eukaryota, Viridiplantae, Streptophyta, Magnoliopsida, Brassicales, Brassicaceae. The coding region runs from base 175 to 1368 and encodes 397 amino acids. The transcript has 13 exons. Gene Ontology annotation, cellular component: cytosol; COP9 signalosome. The record is from RefSeq and is a predicted model, not a curated record.